Messenger RNA from Mycosarcoma maydis (corn smut), 1278 nucleotides. Its product is annotated as putative tryptophanyl-tRNA synthetase. Gene Ontology annotation, cellular component: mitochondrial matrix; mitochondrion. Gene Ontology annotation, biological process: mitochondrial tryptophanyl-tRNA aminoacylation. The transcript has a single exon. Gene Ontology annotation, molecular function: tryptophan-tRNA ligase activity; ATP binding. The record is from RefSeq and is a predicted model, not a curated record. NCBI's taxonomy places the organism in Eukaryota, Fungi, Basidiomycota, Ustilaginomycetes, Ustilaginales. Bases 1 to 1278 code for a protein of 425 amino acids.
AUGACAUACCCAUUGCGAGGCAUUUCAGCGUACGGUCGCAAAACACCGUAUGUACUUCAGCCAUUCUACAUUGGAAGACGGUAUGUGUCGACCUCGCCGUCCUCAUCAAUAGCAUCGACGUCCAAAAUAACCCAAUCCGAUGCGGGCUACUCUUCCACAACAACAUCUGCCUCGACGACAACCGCCCCUACUCGCCAACGACAAGUCAUCUUCUCAGGAAUUCAGCCCACAGGAAUUCCUCAUCUUGGUAACUACCUCGGCGCGCUUCGCAAUUGGGUUGAUCUUCAAAAUGCCUCUCUCGACACCUCGGACGAGCUCUAUUUCAGCAUCGUUGGCUACCACGCUAUCACCAUGCCUCAGCAGGCCGCACGUUUACGAUCUGAUCGAUCGGAAAUGAUGGCCACGCUCCUCGCAAUCGGACUUGAUCCACAGCGUUGUACUAUUUUCCACCAAGAUCAAGUUCCCGAGCAUACGGAACUCGCAUGGAUCCUCAACUGCAUUACCGCAAUGGGAAAGCUCAAUCGUAUGACCACGUGGAAGUCUAAGCUAGCUACUGCAAAGAAUGUUUCUGAUACUGCAGAUAUGGACGACAAAGAGCUCAGUCUAGGGCUGUUUGCUUACCCGGUGCUGCAGGCGGCUGACAUUUUGCUGUACAAGGCAACACACGUACCCGUCGGAGAAGAUCAGAUUCAGCAUCUCGAACUAAGUAGAGAUCUGGCAGAUGUAUACAACCGUAGGUUUAGCAAAAAAUUCUUCCCCCUACCGCAACACAUCAUCACGCCAACAAAGAGAGUCUUGUCGUUGCGCGAUCCGACGAGUAAGAUGUCGAAAAGCGCACCCGAUGUCAACUCGAGGAUUCUGGUGACCGACACACCACAACAAGUCGCGAAUAAGAUCAAGAAGGCGGUGACAGACGCCGAGAGAUCGUUGGCUUAUGACCCUAAGCGAAGACCAGGUGUAAGCAAUCUGCUUUCCAUUUUGGCGGCUCUCAAGCCACUGGCGGCACAGGGAGACCGAGAAGGUACGCAGAAUGCACAGGAAUGGGCGGACCAGCUGAACACAGAAAUCCAGGCUACCGGGGCAUCGUCCGGUCAGCAUCUCAAGGCCACAUUGACAGAUGCUGUGGUCGAAACAUUACGGCCCAUACAGGCAGAGCUGGAAAAGCUGAGGAAUGACCCUGCGUACUUGCAUCAGAUGGAACAGCUGGGUCAAAUGAAGGCUCAGACUGUGGCCAAGAGGACUAUGGCGCAAGUUCGAAAAAGCAUUGGUCUUGACUAG